AUGUUGAGCUCCUGGUUCGGGUCGACGGUGGACCAGGAUGUUCGCGACCCCGACCAGAGCGCGCACGGGUCUGCGUUUUGGGUGGAGACGUGCUCGGCGCAGGAGAAGCAGAUGGCCGCGAAACUGAGGGCCCUGCUGGAGACAGAAGGCGCGCUGUGCGAGUCCGACUCCGACGAGUACGCGAUGCUUCGCUUUCUCCAGGCCAGGAAUUACAAGCUUGACGAGGCCGCGAAGAUGUACCGCGACAUGGCCGCCUGGAGGAAGCGCGAGGGCGUCGACGACAUCCUCAGCACGUUCCGGUUCCCAUGCAUCGAGCAGCUCCUGCAGCUCUAUCCUAUGUUCUACCACGGCGUCGACAAACUCGGAAGACCAGUCUACAUCGAACAGCUGGGCAAACUAGACGUGAAUGGCGUGCUGAACCUGACGACGCUGGAGGACUUCCUGCGGUUCCAUAUCUGGGGCUGGGAGUACCUCCGCAAGCACCGCUUCGAGGCGGCGUCGCUGGCGGCGGGCCGGCGCGUGUACAGCAGCACCACCGUCAUCGACCUCGACGGAAUUGGGAUGUCGACGCACUUCUCCUCCACGCCGCGCCAGUUCAUGCAGACCGUGGCGAAGCUGGACCAGGACUUCUACCCGGAGCACCUGGGGACGAUGAUCCUGCUCAACGCGCCGAUGGUGUUCAGUGCGAUCUGGGCGAUCGUGAAGCCGUGGCUGCAGGAGCGCACGCGCGCCAAGAUCCACGUGUUCACGCCCUCGCAGACGGCGGCGGGGAAGAUGUUUGGCGAGGGCAGCACCCUGGCGCCGGAACACCUCCCCGCGUUCCUCGGCGGCACGUGCGCGUGCCCGGGCGAGGGCGGGUGCCGGAAGGCGGACAAGGGGCCGUGGUCGGACGCGAAGGUCCUCGCGCGGAUGGAGGAGGAAGGGAGGGGCGUGCGAAGCGACGAAGUCCACUUCCGGUACUGA
Pedinophyceae sp. YPF-701 is the source of this 963-nucleotide messenger RNA. NCBI's taxonomy places the organism in Eukaryota, Viridiplantae, Chlorophyta, Pedinophyceae. The record is from the annotation of a GenBank genome assembly.